CCAAGAAGGCAGUCCUGGCUAAGAAAAAGUUUGACCGUUCAGACAAAAUGAUCUGAAAAAAAAUUAAACUUCUCAAAAAGAGAACCGUUAAAGGAAGGUUUGAUCAGAUCAACAAGACCAGUCAGUCUAAGAUCUUGAAACUGAAGUCUUCAAGUCACAAUGUACAGAAGAUCAUUCAUAAUUUGAAGAACAAGAUUGACUCGCUUACCUCCAAGACCGACGAGCACAACAUUCUCCUACUUCGCUCCAAAUAACCUCCUCGAUGAAUACCAAAUUCACGUACAAAAAAUAAUCCAAAAUACGAACAAAUCUCAGGUCCUCUUCGAUGGCAAGAAGGGAGGGCUCGGAGACGAUUUAUUCGAUGAACAUCGUAAUGACAACAAGGAAAACUUGAAGAAAGAGCUGAUUACUUUGCUUAGGGUUAGAGAGCUCACUUCAAAGUAUUUGGACAAGGCAAUCAAGCUCCAUGAGUCUGACCUAGAGGAAUAUAAAAAGGACAGCAAGAUGAAUACCUCCAAAAUCAACCUUAGCAAUAAUUUGAUACAGUAUUUCAUUGACCGGUUCAAAGUGACUGAGAGACAAUUUCUAGGAAUUCUUCACAAAGCCAAAGCAAUGGUAACCCUAUUGUGUCAUUACUUUAGAGUAUUCAAAGGAAAUUAACCCUAUAGUAUUCGAAGAUGUUGGGAAUCCUCUAAGCGGACAUGAUGAUAUAUCAGGCAAAAAUAAGAGGUUCUAUAACGAAAUAUUAGAGAUUCUCUCUCAACCAUCAACUCGAGAUAUCCCUUGUAUGACUCUCCAGCAGAUAGAAGCAAUAGAGAACAACUACUGAGUGUUGAGCCAUAUUCAGAAAAAGAGAAGGCCGAAUUUGAUCCCACUGAUAAGUCAAGCUACAAAAUUUCCGAUUUGCUUCAAGAAAUUUUAA
Messenger RNA from Moneuplotes crassus, 922 nucleotides. The record is from the annotation of a GenBank genome assembly. Lineage: Eukaryota; Ciliophora; Spirotrichea; Euplotida; Euplotidae.